UUUAUCACCGUAAAAAGUCCCCCAGUCUCCAUAUAGUCAACUUCUGUCUCCCACUGAACUGUUUUUGGAUGCAAGUUUUAGAAUUUUUUGUUCUAAAAAAAUUCAUUUUGCAAAUUCUAGAAUUUCACUUAAAUGAUCAUGCAAUAUGUACUCCUCUGGGUGUGGCUUAUUUCAACUAGCAUAAAGUUUUUGAGACUCAUCAUGUUGUAGUUAUCAGUAGUUCCUUUGUAUUUCCAAGUAGAAUUCCACUGUAUGAUUUAGCCCAGGUUAUUGAUCUGCUCCCCAGCUGGUGGACAUUGGGCUGUUUGCAGUUCUCCACCAUCAUGAACAAAGCUGCUAAGAAUGUGUGUGCGCAACUGUUUGCUGGAUGCAGGUCUUCAUUUCAUUUGGGUACAGACCUGGGAGUGGGAUUUCUGGGUUGCACAGUUUAGCAUAAGUUUAACUUUAUAAGAAAGUUUCAAAUUGUUUUCCAGAGAGGUUGUACUGAUUUAUGAUUCUCUGCACCUUAUGAGAGACCCAGGUGCUCUCUAUACCUUUGUCAACAAUUGGUAUUGUCAGUUUUUUGAUUGCAGCCAUUGUGGUGGAUGUGUAGUGGCACCUGAUUAUGAUUUUAAUUUGCAUUUCUCUGAUGAAGACGAUGUCGAGUAUUUUUUAUGUUCUUUUUUAGCUCUUUGUACACCUUGUUUUGUGAAGUACCUGCUCAAACUCUUGGCUCAUUCAUUUAAGUGGUUGGCUUAAGGAGCUGUUUCUUUACAGAUGUCAGGCAGAUGUUUGUAUUUUCUCACAGUAGCGGCUGGUCUUUUCAUUUUGUAAACAGUAUCUUUCAAAGGGAAGAUGUGUUUAAUUUUGAAGAAGUCCAAUUUAUCCAUUUUCGUUUGUUGUGUUUAUACGAUAGGUGUCCUAGCUAGGAAAUAACAGCCUAUCCCAAGGGUGUGAAGGUGUAUAUGUUUUUCUUCUAGUAGUUCUGCAGUCUCAACUUUUAUUCAAGGUCAUUACAGGUUUUGAGCAAGGAGAGGAUAUGGUCUGAUUUAUGUGUUUCAAGUGUCACUGUGCUGUGCUGGGAUGAGACUGGGAGCGGGAUGCAAGCUUGAGGUCCUCGGUGAGGAGGCUCCUCUCAUAGUUCAGCCCUGCACCAGGCCAGGCAGGGUGGAAGUAAAUAGCAGCAAAAUGCCACAAAUGUUUAUCAGCGAUGUCUUCAGGCUUGUUCUGCAUUCCUCCUUGAUGAAUAAUAUCCAACCUGAAGAUUUGUCUUGAGCCUGAAUAUUUCCUGUGCCUUUUACGUUCACUAAAGAAAGUAACUGGUUUUACGUUUUAAUCCUCACAUUGUCAUUCUUCGGGCAUGGUGGCCCAAAGACAACCAGACAGUUCCAUCUAUUCACUCAUGAGAGAUUAAGAUGGCUAAACCAGCACACCUCGUGUCGCUCUCUGCCUCACUUGUUAGGGCUCAUAAAUCCAUGUCUCUGCCUUGGCCACUUCAACUCAUGUAUGACCCUCUCUUUAACUCACGAUUUAUUGCUCUAAGUUACUCUUUUUGCCAGGUUUAUAAAAUGAACUGUUCUUUCUUUAUAUAGUAUCUACUUUGUACACUAGGCAACAAGACAGUUACCGUGAAAAAUUACAUCAGUGCAAAGUGAUUGCCUUUUAGCCUGCAGAGCCAAUUUUUAAUUUUUUUGGAGGGAUGACAUGAGGUCAUGGGAUAAUACAUAUAAUUACUGAUCACAGCAUAAGGAGGAGCAAGUUGGAGGAUCCAGACAACAGGAGCCAAGAAGGAAGACUGCGGCCUCUUGCCAAGCAUGCGUCGGCUGGCCUCCUGCUGUCUGCUCUUCACUGGGUGCUUGCACCCUCUCCUGUCUCUUCCUGUCCUUGACUCCAGGGAAGAGGCCCUGCUGCUCUCUGCACCUGAUGGAGAGGCAAGAUCAGCUUUGGAUGACCUUGAAAGAGCUUCCGUCAGGCAGGCGCUGUGGGAGGUCGGUGCGGAGACUGGUGAUGGUCUUAGGAAAGCCGGUAAAAUGAUUCUUGUGUUUAUAAGCUGCCUGAUUUUAUUGCUACUGAAUUUACUCUCUAUUUUCAUCUACUACUGAGGGAAAACCCUCCUUUGGAAUAUAAAGAUGAACUACAGUACAGUAAGCGCAUUAGCCACCCAGCACUCUCCCUCCUGGCACAAGGUCCCCCCUGCAAUCUUUCCUUUUACUCAGCAGCUACUCGCAAGCAUCACAUUCUCCUGGGCACCUCAGCGCAUUUUCUCUUGUAUGGGUUUUUACUAGGGGUGCAAUGGGGAGAUGAUGGUAUCAUCCCAAUUUCCAAUUAAGUGCAAUUAAAAAUUUUGGUUUCCCACUUACUGAAAUGUUAAGGAAAUCAUUUUAUCUUUCUGUACCUUGGGUUUUCCAUCAGUAAACAGAAAUGAUAAAAAUACCCACCUCAAAAAACUCCAACUCAUUCAGAACCAUUGACAAGAAAAUGCUCAGGAUAUUUGGGAAACAAAAUGGAACCUUUUAAUAGACAUUGUUUAACAGAAAGGAGUUCAUUUGUUAUAAAAUAUUUUUGAUAAAUCCUGAACGGCUAACUUACUGAAUGCAGGGCCGCCUGUGAACUCCCAGGUCAGAGACAACAAGGGUGCCUAUCUGCCUUCAAGGAAAUAAUGCUUCA
Manis javanica (Malayan pangolin) is the source of this 2646-nucleotide messenger RNA. RefSeq names its product urotensin 2 (gene UTS2). The record is from RefSeq and is a predicted model, not a curated record. Gene Ontology annotation, biological process: regulation of blood pressure. Lineage: Eukaryota; Metazoa; Chordata; Mammalia; Pholidota; Manidae.